This is a messenger RNA of Labrus mixtus (cuckoo wrasse), 2746 nucleotides long. Its product is annotated as neuropilin and tolloid-like protein 1. Lineage: Eukaryota; Metazoa; Chordata; Actinopteri; Labriformes; Labridae. Bases 296 to 1972 code for a protein of 558 amino acids. Gene Ontology annotation, molecular function: protein binding. The record is from RefSeq and is a predicted model, not a curated record. The transcript is spliced from 10 exons.
CUCACAGAGAGAGAGACAGAGAGAGAGAGACACACACACACACACACACACACACACACACACACACACACAGUCACAGAGAGAGAGACACACACACACUCAUAGAGAGAGACAGAGAGAGAGACACACACACACAUAGAGAGAGAGAGGGGGAUGGAAAUGUCAAACUCAUUGCUCGUGGAUUUUGGGACAAACUGAUGGGAUGCGAUUCAUUUUUCCACAACGAUGGGACGUUUGGUCAGGAAAGUUUAAUGGAAAUAUUUGAGACGGAGCUGCCCGUCCUCAGGGAACAGAAAUGGUACACAAAGUUCUGCUGCCCCUCGCUUUAGCAGCCAGCCUCAUCUCACCUGUGCUGUCAGGUGCCUCCACAACCAAAACCAAAACUCAAGUGAAGAACAACUCAGGUGUGACCCCAGCGGGGCAGUGUGGGGCCUGGGUAAAGGAGCCUGAAGGAGGCUACUUCACCUCGCCAAACUACCCUCAGAAAUACCCAGCUGAGAGGGAGUGUGUGUACAUCAUAGAAGCCUCUCCACGGCAGUGCAUCGACUUAUUCUUUGAUGAAAGGUACUCCAUCGAGCCGUCUUGGGAGUGCAAGUUUGACCACAUCGAGGUCCGCGAUGGGCCCUUUGGUUUCUCACCCAUCAUUGGUCGCUACUGUGGGCAGGAGAGUCCGGCUUACGUCCGCUCCAGUGGGCGGUACCUUUACAUCAAGUUUGUUGCUGAUAGUGAGCUGGAGGACAUCGGUUUCUCUGCUCGGUACAACUUCACACAAGAUCCAGAGUUCAAAGAUCUCGGGGAACUGCCGGCUCUUCCAUAUUGCGAGUUUGACUUGAGUGGUCCAGAAGGCUAUGUGGAGUCUGCUCAGAUAGCAGCAGAGAGCCGGGCGCUGCAGACUGAGGCCGUGGACUGCAGAUGGUAUAUCAAGGCUCCACCAAGAUCUAGGGUCUACAUGCGUUUCCUGGAGUACGAGAUGCACAACUCCAAUGAGUGCAAGCGCAACUUCGUCGCCAUCUACGACGGCAGCAGUUCGGUCGAACACCUGAAGAAUAAGUUCUGCUCCACGGUGGCCAACGAUGUCAUGCUGACGUCCUCUGUGGGGGUGGUGAGACUGUGGGCGGACGAGGGAAGCAGGAAGAGCAAGUUCAGGAUCCUCUUCACCACCUUCCAUGAACCUCCGUGUGAUCGAGACACUUUCUUUUGCCACAGCAACAUGUGCAUCAACCACACCCUGGUCUGCAACGGCAUCCAGAACUGUGUUUACCCGUGGGACGAGAACCACUGCAAAGAGAAGAGGAAGGCCAGCAUCCUGGACACGCUGGACCACACCAACCUCACUAUCAUCGGAGUGACCUGUGGCCUCGUCGUCAUCCUGCUCGUCAUCUCAGUCGUCAUCCAGGUCAAACAGCCUCGCAAGAAAUACAUCAUCCGCAGAGAUGACUUUGACCCAGCACUCCUCCACCCUGGCUUCGAGCCUCCUCACUACGAGCUCUGCACUCUGCGCCGCGCCCCGUCUGGUGAACUCACUGAUGCCGCCCUGGCCGACGACUACGAGAAGUUCCACAAGCUCCGUCGCUCCUCCUCCAAAUGUAUCCGCGACCAUCACUGUGGCUCCCAGGCGGGGAGCAUGCACGGCAGCGUUCACGGUAGCCGCAGUAAUCUGAGUGUGCGAGACGGCGUCAGCGCAGCUGAUGGGGGGGCUCUUGUACCACCACUGCUGCCCCCAAUGAUGGGGAGCCAGCAGUCUCCACACCUGUCCCACCUCACCACACCUGCAGGGCGCCGGAGCAUCCUGGUGAUGAAGCAUAGCUACUCUCAGGACGGGGCAGAGGGGUACAGAGGGGAGGAGGAGGAAGAUUUGAUGAUGGAUGACGGACCCACCACCAGCCAGCACCUCAUGCACCAUCAUCAGAUCCACCAUGACCCGCUGGGGCUGGACCAUGCCGUCCACCGUACGCUGUCUAAUGACUUCUGACAACGUGCAAAUAAAGAAGCCAUCAUCACAGUUGGACCUUUGAGUAAGGUUACAAGUUACAUUUAUGCAAAUGAGUGAUGGUUAAACAGCUCUUCUCAGAAGGUUUUCAGAAGCUGCAGAAGAAGUGAAACAUUUUCUAGUUGUUCGUAUUUAAAGAUCAGCUGCUCUGGUAAUGCACUCUUAGGUAACCUUUCUGCAUUCUAACCUCUCUCCAUUUUUCAAAAGCAUCUCCAAUAUUUUUUUUAGGUCGGGUACAAUCACUUCUAUCUGAACCACUUCUCUAACUGCUGAUAACUGCUCUCAUAUCUGGCAAACCGAGGGGCGUCCAAAACGGCCGUGUGGGGGUCGCCUUAAAACCGCCUACCUUCUCUGGUCCAAACAAAUCCAGAGCAUUCAGGAGCAGAAUCUAAAGUUAGAAGGAGGACAUACUGGCUGCUGCAUUGUUGUCAGAGAAGCCAGCACUUCAACAUAGCAUGUUUCAUUAAUGUCUGAUCAUAUAGUAAGGUCACUUUAUCAUUUCACUCUCUACACUUCUUACUGGUUGGACUUUUAACCCAAAUACCAUCAAGGGCACUGUAAAAUAAAACUCAAAUAAACAUAAACAAUAGUGUAAUAAGAAACAAUCAUUCAGCCGUUCUUCCUCUGAGUGUAAACUGAGUUAUUUGUUUGUUCGUUUUUAUUGUUUAUUUCUGUUUCUCCCUCUUUCUUCAUUUAUCUAUUUAUUUAUUGUUUGUGUUGUUGAUUCCUCUGAAUAAAUAUCUUCUUCUUCUGUUA